Molecule: messenger RNA, 3325 nt
Organism: Camelus dromedarius (Arabian camel)
Lineage: Eukaryota; Metazoa; Chordata; Mammalia; Artiodactyla; Camelidae
Gene: GDF10
Product: growth differentiation factor 10
Exons: 3
Coding region: 280-1713 (477 amino acids)
Biological process (GO): positive regulation of osteoblast differentiation; osteoblast differentiation
Cellular component (GO): extracellular region
Molecular function (GO): cytokine activity; growth factor activity
Source: RefSeq, a predicted model, not a curated record
CGAGGCAGCGCGCUGGCUUGGGCUCAGCGAGGCUCUGCGAGGCUCCGGGCGGCUCCGUGACCGUCGUCCGGGGGCUCGGGCGGCGCAGACAGAUCGUGCGCUUGGCUGUGCGCCCCACUCUGCCCCGCGCCCCGCGCGAAUCUCCGCACUUCACGCCUCUGGCUUCCCGAGCGGGCCCGCGCGCCCUCCGGCCCCGGGGUCUGUUCUCAGCCUCCUGUGCGCCCUCGCUCUCCCUCCUCCUCCUCCCCGGCUCCGGCCCCUUCGUCGCCGCCACCCAUCAUGGCCCUUGGCCCUGCUCGGACCAGCCGGGGAUCGGGGUCCCGACUGCUGCCGCUGCUGCCGCUGCUUCUGCUGCUGCUCCGGGACGCGGGCGGCAGCCACACGGCCCCCGCCCGGUCCGCCCCGCCAGCGGCCGCCGACGGUCUGAUGGGGGAAAAGGACCCGCAGCGGUCCCCGGGGGACGUGGCCGCCGCUCUGGGCCCCAGCGCCCAGGACAUGGUCGCUGUCCACAUGCUCCGGCUUUAUGAGAAAUACAGCCGAAGGGGCGCGCGGCCGGGAGGGGGAAACACGGUCCGCAGCUUCCGGGCCCGGCUGGAAGUGGUCAACCAGAAAGCCGUGUAUUUCUUCAACCUGACUUCGAUGCAGGACUCGGAAAUGAUCCUCACAGCCACAUUCCACUUCUACUCGGAGCCGCGCUGGCCCCGGGCGCGUGAGGCACCAUGUAAACAGCGGGCCAAGAAUGCAUCCUGCCGCCUGCUGCCCCCGGGCCCCCCGGCACGCCAGCACCUGCUCUUCCGCAGCCUCUCACAGAACACCGCCACGCAGGGGCUGCUCCGAGGGGCCAUGGCCCUGCCACCCCCGCCACGGGGCCUGUGGCAGGCCAAGGACAUCUCCCCCAUCGUCAAGGCAGCCCGCCGUGAUGGCGAGCUGCUCCUGUCGGCCCAGCUGGAUUCUGGAGAGAAGGCCCCUGGGGCCUCCCGGCCCAGCCCCCACGCACCCUACAUCCUCAUCUACGCCAACGACCUGGCCAUCUCAGAGCCCAACAGCGUGGCAGUGACACUGCAGAGAUACGACCCCUUCCAGGCUGGGGACCCAGAGCCUGGCGCAGCCCCCAACAACUCUACAGACCCCCGAGUGCGCCGGGCCACGCAGGCCACUGGGCCCCUCCAGGACAAUGAGCUGCCGGGGCUGGACGAGCGGCCGGCACACGCGCCCCACGCCCAGCACCACCACAAGCACCAGCUGUGGCCCAGCCCCUUCCGGGCGCUGAAGCCGCGGCCCGGGCGCAAGGACCGCCGGAGGAAGGGCCAGGAUGUGCUCAUGGCCUCCUCGCAGGUGCUGGACUUCGACGAGAAGACGAUGCAGAAAGCCCGGAGGAAGCAGUGGGACGAGCCGCGGGUCUGCUCCCGGAGGUAUCUGAAGGUGGACUUCGCGGACAUCGGGUGGAACGAAUGGAUCAUCUCGCCCAAGUCCUUCGACGCCUACUACUGCUCGGGGACCUGCGAGUUCCCCAUGCCCAAGAUCGUCCGCCCGUCCAACCACGCCACCAUCCAGAGCAUCGUCAGGGCCGUGGGCAUCGUCCCGGGCAUCCCAGAGCCUUGCUGCGUUCCCGACAAGAUGAACUCUCUCGGGGUUCUCUUCCUGGAUGAGAACCGGAACGUCGUUCUGAAGGUGUACCCCAACAUGUCUGUGGAGACCUGUGCUUGCCGGUAAGACCGGCCACUCUGGAGUGGAGGAAACCUGUCCCGCCCCCACGCCCAGCAGGACAGCAUUCUCAGAACCUUCUGGAGCGAGCACUUGACUCAGAAUGCAGCCGCAAAGGCAGGGCAGAGCUCCCAGGGAGCCAUGCUGGGUCCCAGAAAGAUCCGUCCCCUGGGGCAUCAUUCUGGGGUCUUUCAUUGCUAGUGACUCAGCCCCCUAAAUGUCGGUCUGAAUCCUCCGAAGGGAUCUGAAUUAGCCCUGGCCUUAUGGUCACCCACCGCCUGUCCCCUCUGUCCUCAAGGCCUGAAAACUGGACGUGUCCACAAUGUUGGGUUUUGUAACCAUCAUCUCAUAACCUGGACAGAAGGCUUCAAACCUGAGAGCUUCACUCCCUUCACAUAGAAAGAAACUCUGUUUAAAUAAUCAGUUUGAAAACACUUGGGGCCACGUAGUGAUGCUGGAAAACAGGGCCUAAAUGAUGAUAUCAAUGGCCGUUUUCUUUCCAAAUCCACUGCAAAAGCUUGUCUACAUACCGAAUACACAUAUAACCAAUUUCGGUUUCUUUUCCUCGAUAUAUUUUUUAUUUUAAAACAGAAAGGAUGGAACUGACAUCGUUCCCCACAGAGGUGAUCAUCGCUGGUUAAGUGUGCGUUGUUUAAACAUGCUUAUGGAAAUAACAGCUACAGUGCUAUGUUGGAAUACUAAAACUUAACCAAGAUUUUAUAUUUUUGUAAAUUAUACUUUCUCUACCAUAGAUGGUGUGUGUUACAUGUUUUUAUGGAAAGCUAAUAAAUUAAAGGGACAGUGCUAUCUUGAAAAACUGACGGUCACCCAUUCCAAAAUACAGAUGGACCCCCAUGUGUCAGUAUGACACCUGGGUGGCUGCGGGGACACAGCCACUUUAGGAGCCGACAUCCUAAGCUCCAGACAUCAUCUACUCCUCGGCCAUCCAGGGUCCGCCCACUCACUGCAACACACGUCCCCACUCUGAGCUCGUCCAGGCAGGACAGUAGCUUUAGCCUCAGAGGACAUCCAUUGAUGAGGGGGUGACUGAGGCAUUUAAAGGAACAUCUGUGGUAGCCUGGUCAGGGACCUUUUACUCAAGCCACUUCAAGCAGGAGAUCCAGUGGAAGUGAGGGAUCUCUCCUGAGAUUCAGGGGCUUCUGAGGGACUGGAAUGUCUGCUUCUCCCUGCUUCUUUGUCAGCAUCUCCAUCUCAAAACAGCCUCCCCACAAUUGUUCCCUACCCCCAAGCUGACAUCACCUUACAGCUGUAGCACCCAAAGCUGGUUGACUGGCAUUUCUGAAGAAGCUGGGUCCAAUUUGGGGCAGGUAUGUAACAGUCUUUGGCUGGGAACUCUGAGGAUGGCAUGGUCCCCAGUCGUACCUGGAGGAGGCUGAAAAGCCAGGAGCAGUUCUCCAAGAGGGGACUUCGAAGGAGGAAAGAAGCCCAGGGCUUCAAGGACUCCUGAGGCCAGGGUUCCCGUGCAAGGGCUGUGGGAGGAAGUGCUCCCAGGAGAAACAGGCAGGGAGUGGGUAGAGCAGGAUGAGAGGGCAAGAAGCUCAGCAUCCCAGCCUUGCCUGGACCCUGAGGGGAGCUCUGGAGCUUCAGCUGUACCUCCGGG